Molecule: messenger RNA, 1385 nt
Organism: Nilaparvata lugens (brown planthopper)
Lineage: Eukaryota; Metazoa; Arthropoda; Insecta; Hemiptera; Delphacidae
Exons: 2
Coding region: 278-1075 (265 amino acids)
Source: RefSeq, a predicted model, not a curated record
AUAAGCAGUGCGUCUGUCGAACUUAUCAGUGCUUUUAGAGCUCUCGCCCCAUCAAGUGGUGUCAGUUCCGCUGCGCUUACGGAAGAUUGGACUUGUGUCUCAAUACUUUGCGCUAGAUCGUGAUUUAUCGGAUCUUAAAUCUUUGAUUCUACGAUAUCUUGACUUUUUUGUUUGAAGUGACUUUGCAACUGUUUGGUGUUUGACUUUGAGACUUUAUGCAUUUUUGAACAGAAAACGAACUUUGAAAUUUGGCUAUAUCCUCAUAAUCAUUUUCAAGAUGUUCAAUGGUGAUGAACGCUCGUAUCCUAGUCCAUCGAAUGAAGUGACCGAAUCUGAUAGGCCUAUAACUUCGGCCACACCAGUUGAAACCAACCCCAUCAACGAAAAUAUUGAAAACAUCAACGGAAAUUCAGAGACGAAUGAAAUCGAUAUCGUGGACCAAGUAAGCUCUCCGGAUAUCCCUGAAGAAUUAAGAAUAGUUGGUUUUGGAGUAAGUUACAACAAUCCCAUUGCACCUCAUUUGGUUCUAACACUGUUGAAUCCAUCCAGUAUGAUGGAGCAACUACUACAUGUGCAAUUGUCUUCACCUGGCAAUAUUCGAGUGUACGACACCACCAGAGCGAAUCCGAUUCCAAUAAAUGGCUCCCGUCAAAAUUUGUUCGAGAUCGAUGGGUUUUUAGAAGAUCCUCGACCCGCAGAGCCAGAAAGCUCUGAGCAGGAUUCUUCGGAAGCUUCAUCGGUAGCUGCUGAUGAAGAAAAUGCCGAAAAUCAGGAGAGCACAGCUGAAGCUACAGACGACCUCGAAGAAUUUGGUGACGCUGAAGCGUACGUAUUGCAAGUCGACGCCCCUCGUGAAGAUUUCGAUCUGGAUGCAGGAGAUGGACUGGAGUUGGAGCAACCAGUGGCGGUGGUGCACCCAAUGAUGGUGCUGCAGCAUGGUGAUCCAGCAGUCAACAACACUCACCAACUCUAUCGGGAACGCAACGAGAUUGAUUCCAGUGGUGAUCCAACGUGCUGUAUUUUCUCUUUGGUCUUGCUGAUGCUCCUGCUGAUGUACCUGCUGUACACUUUCUAAGCACCAACCAUCUUUAAAUUGUUUUCAAGAGGCACAUUUCACAAUGGUGGCAGUGGCAGUGUCCUGCUCAAAGGUGACGGACAUCAAGAAGGAGGUUACUACAUGGCGUCGCUUAACUUACUUCUCAAAGACUUUAAUAGUUUUUCCAUGUUUUAUGAGUUAUCUUACUUGAAACUUAAUGUAAUGAAAAUAGUUCAUACUUUAGAACUGGUAGUUUUGAAUUAAUUUCGCCUCAGUGAAUAGAUUUCGAGAAUUAUCAUAUUUGUGAAAAUCAAAUAAAAAUAUUGAUGCAUGAGUCAAUUAUUCAUGA